Molecule: messenger RNA, 1871 nt
Organism: Neodiprion virginianus
Lineage: Eukaryota; Metazoa; Arthropoda; Insecta; Hymenoptera; Diprionidae
Product: odorant receptor Or2-like
Exons: 7
Coding region: 150-1484 (444 amino acids)
Biological process (GO): detection of chemical stimulus involved in sensory perception of smell; sensory perception of smell
Cellular component (GO): plasma membrane
Molecular function (GO): odorant binding; olfactory receptor activity
Source: RefSeq, a predicted model, not a curated record
AGCAGACUUCCUGCUCUUUAAUCUCUCUAUCGAUUUUGUCAAUUCAAUUAACAUUCGAAAAGUUUUAACACGGUGCAGAAAUUGACGCGUUUGCAAAGCCUUGUAUAUAUUAUUUUUUCGACCGUUUUCACGAUCUCUAUCGAAACGUCAUGCCAAAGCCGAAUUACUUCUCUGCUCACUUGACGAUCUUGAGAAUUUUCGGUCUCUGGUCUUACGACGAUUCGGAAUCGCGAUCGUCAAGCUCGCCGAAGUCGUUUCUCUACUCCGUAUACCAGGCGACCCUCCUCUUCACCUUUGCAUACCUCUUCACAGUGCUCGAAAUAAUCGAGCUACGUUUCUCAUGGGCAAAAUUCGACGACUUUAUAAGUAACGUGUGCUACGCUAUUGUCCACACAAUGGCCUGCUUGAAGAUAUCGUUGAUACUCGCCAGAGCGAGUGACAUACGGAAAAUUAUCAACAGCUUCGAAAACGGGCCUUUUCAAAUUCGUCCCGGUGAGAAAACUGACGAGGAAUAUCGACUCGUCUCGCAACGCGUUCGUCGCACCGAGAAAUUGCUCAAGAUUUACUUCACCAUCGGCACUUCCGUCGUCAUCAAUGGCCUCCUAUGUCCGCUCUACGUUUCUUCCGAUUCUACGAGCCACGAGACGAGGGUAAAAAAUUUCACCACGGAACCUGAUCGAGGGCUGAUUUCUGGGGACGAUAACGAAAUCGUUUCACGGAAACUACCGUACAUGAGCUACUUUCCCUUCGACGUUGGAGUGACGCCUUAUUACGAGCUCGCCUACGUUUACCAAGGUAUCAGCCUGAUGACGUUGAGCCCGAUAAUCGUUACGACCGACGUUCUUUACGGCAGUAUUCUUCUGCACAUUGCUACCCAGCUCGGAAUUCUCGCCCGGACUUUGAUCUCCGUCAGAUCGAUCGGGGCUAACAGAUUGCUCCGAUACGACUUGUACAAAAGUCACGGUAACGGUUGGAAAUUCGACGAUGGGGAAAUUUUUUCGAGGAAACGAUUGGACGUGGAAAUUUAUCGGCUGUUGAAAAAUUGCGUCGCGCAUCAUCGCGCCAUUAUAAGCUUGGCCGAGAAUAUGGAGGAAAUAUUCAGCACACUUGUCUUGCUACAGUUUCUGAGCAAUUUGGUAAUCAUGUGUUUUCCACUGUUUCAAAUAACCUCGGUACCCGUAAUGAGUUUUCCAUUUUUCUCUAUGGUUUCCCUGAUGACCGCAAUGAUGUACCAGCUAUUUAUAUUCUGCAAUUGCGGCGACGAAGUUACUCAGCAAAGCCUGCUGGUAGCCGAUGCUGCGUGUUUUUGCGAUUGGUACGAAUUCUCAUCGGCUAAAAUGCGUCGUGCCUUGUUAUCGAUCGUUCAGAGAUCUCAGAGGCCCUUGAGACUUACAGUUGCAAAAUUCGCAACACUUUCGCGCGAGACUUAUCUCAAGUUUUCAGGUCGUUCAAGGAUCCGCAUCGUAUUUUAUGUUCCUGCGUAAAAUGCAUCGUGCGAACGACGACGACGAGCAAUAAAAAAAAUCCGGAUUAGAUAACAAGAGGAGUAUAAAACUUUACACGGUUCGCGCUGCAACUUUACGUGUCUGUGUUGCACGCGUGUGUGGUUAAGUAUGUGUUUUGUAUGAAGAAGGAACAAAAAAAAAAAAAAAUAAUGAUAAAAGAAAAAGAAAGAAAAUCAAACGCACACAUGUCACACACUGUAGUUUUAUUGCACGACUCCUACAAGAAUUUCGCCAGCGACGUUAACGGUUGUGACACGAGUAUUCUGGUAAUUAACUUAGCUUAAUUUAUUGUUAAAGUUUUAUGAGAAACUUUUUUUCGACUUCAAAUUUCACCACGCAGAUAUUAAUAAACGACUGUAAGAUAAA